GGAUAAAAGAAGCGAACAGGGACACUGUGAGACAGAGACCUGAGUCGUCCACACAAAUGGAAGACAGAGCCAAUCGGUCGGAAGCGUGCGGUGAAACGUCUCCUCCAACACAAAGCUGCUGCACUUCAGUUCCUACCACGGUGGGAGAUAUUUUCAGUCCAGACACGGUCCUUGUUCUUCUGAGAAGUUCUGUGGGUGAGAACAACAGAAACAACUACGCUCCGCUAGGAAUCGCCGGUCUCAAGCUCCACUAUCGUCUGCAAUCAUGAUCAAAUUGUUGUGUGUGGCGAUUGUUGCAGGAUUGGUUUUGGAGAGCAACCAGCGGAGCCUGGAGGCCAACCAACUGGAGCCCAAAUUUCCCUGCGACUAUGCAACCCACAUCCAAUGCUGGACGGACUGGUUUGACAGAGAUGACCCCUCUGGAACUGGAGACUGGGAAGUGUUCUCCUUACUUCGUAUUGAGAACCCAGGAAAGAUCUGCCUCAAACCAAUCCAAAUCGAGGCCAAAACUCUGACUGGUCUCAGUGCGGCUGCAGCCGGGGAUGUGAUUUUCAAAAGCGACACAGCCUCAGGAUUCGUCUGCAGGAACAAGGACCAGAAGAUCACGAAGAUGUGCAACGAUUAUCACAUUCGCUUCAGCUGCCAUUCCCCGUUCUGCACAUCUGGCGCUCCAGGCGUGUGCUGGACCAACUGGUACGACCGGGACCUUCCCUCUGGGACAGGGGACUGGGAGCGUUUGAGUGACCUGAAGACAGAAAACCCAGGAGAGAUCUGUGACAGCCCGACGUACAUCGAGGCUGUCACCACUGACACCCUGACCCCGGCCAUCAGCACAGGGGAGAACUUCUACCACUACAACCCAUCUGAGGGAUUAGUUUGCCGAAUGGUGGACCAGAUAGAUGGCGAAUGCCUCAACUAUAAAGUGCGGUUUGGAUGCCCGUGCGGGUGAUCCAUGGCAGCACUGAUGUGCCGCGGCGAGAGAGGACCCCUUUCCAAUUUUGAUCUGCUAUGUCUUUUCUCGUUUGAUUAUAUGAUUUGCUUCUCCUGAUUGAGAAGCACACAGAAAUCUGCCUUUGUCACGGUAAACUUGUGGUAAUUUUAUCAUUUAAAUUGAUUAUUUUCCCGUUGUGGAUCCAAA
Molecule: messenger RNA, 1138 nt
Organism: Pleuronectes platessa (European plaice)
Lineage: Eukaryota; Metazoa; Chordata; Actinopteri; Pleuronectiformes; Pleuronectidae
Exons: 10
Coding region: 266-949 (227 amino acids)
Source: RefSeq, a predicted model, not a curated record